Thunnus maccoyii (southern bluefin tuna) is the source of this 3036-nucleotide messenger RNA. It is a transcript of the gene ptger4b, whose product is annotated as prostaglandin E receptor 4 (subtype EP4) b. Gene Ontology annotation, biological process: positive regulation of cytosolic calcium ion concentration; inflammatory response; negative regulation of inflammatory response. Gene Ontology annotation, cellular component: plasma membrane. Gene Ontology annotation, molecular function: prostaglandin E receptor activity. Lineage: Eukaryota; Metazoa; Chordata; Actinopteri; Scombriformes; Scombridae. The transcript has 2 exons. The record is from RefSeq and is a predicted model, not a curated record. The coding region runs from base 545 to 1909 and encodes 454 amino acids.
UCUGUCUGUUUUUUCCACAUUUUACAGCCUCGUUUACACAUGCAGACUUCUUAAUAAAUUAACUCAUUUUUAUUUAAACCAGCACGUGCGUUGAGAUACAUUGACAAUGAAGAACUGAAACACAUAUGCGACGUGUGGCGCGUGUUCCCCCUCUCUUUCUGCAUGCGUUACCUGACUGCACACACGGCGCCUAUUUCUCUAACAGCCCACUGGUUAAAUGAUAUGCAGAGGAGGAGCUGCCUUCAGUGGCUCAAGAAAGAAACUUCCCUGUCAGUUGUGAGUGAGGUAACAACGUGAGGCGCCGCUCGCAGUCUUGGGGAGCAUCUUUUGCCAACACAAAGCUUCUGAAGUAAUUUUAUUUGUGGAUUCCUCGUGUUUUCAUCAGACACUGAAGUUUGGAAUAUGGAGUUUGAAUUCUGUGCGUAAAAGAGACGUUUAUGGAGAUGAUGGAUUUGCCUAAUGUCGGAGAAGCUGGAGAACGCAAUUUAAUGGAAAGUGUCACUACUUCGAAAGUGAGAGGAAAGCUUUUGCUUAGUGUGAAGCAAUGAGAGAACUCCCUGCAGGUAUGACCACCGGGCAAAUUCACAACAUCACCAUCCCGGUGAUAAUGUUCAUUUUUGGGGUGGUGGGAAAUGUCAUCGCCAUAGUGGUUCUGCGGAUAUCACGAAAGGAACAAAAGGAGACGACUUUUUAUACACUUGUGUGCGGCCUGGCAGUGACAGACCUCCUGGGCACCCUGCUGGCCAGCCCGGUCACCAUUGCCACUUACAUGAAGGGCUCCUGGCCGGGAGGAGACCCGCUGUGCCAGUACUCUGGAUUCAUCCUGCUCUUCUUCUUCUUGGUCCAGCUCAGCAUUGUGUUUGCCAUGUCAGUGGAGAGAUACUUGGCAAUAAACCAUGCAUAUUUCUAUAACGAAUAUGUCAACCAAAAACUUGCCGCGCUGGCUCUUUUGGCCAUUUACAUUACCAACAUGGUGUUUUGCGCGCUGCCCAUCAUGGGGUUCGGCCAGGUGAAGCUGCAAGUUUCGAGAACCUGGUGUUUCAUCGACUGGCAGAACAAUCAAACAACAGUCGCCACUUUUAACUUGAUGUACGCAGGUGUGAACUCAGUCAUUGUGUUGGCCACUGUCAUAUGCAACGUGAUGGUGUGCGGGGCUCUGAUCCUGAUGCACAAGCGCUUCAUUCGACGAACGUCUUUGGGCACAGGCCAGCGGCGCAUCGCGGAGCUCAGGCGCAGACGGAGUUUCGGACGUUUGGCUGGAGCAGAGAUCCAGAUGGUCAUCCUGCUUAUAGCCACCUCCGCUGUGGUUCUCAUCUGCUCCAUACCUUUAGUGUUGAGGAUCUUCAUGAACCAACUCUUCAGAGACGAGACAUUUAAGAAAUCUGAGUUGCAUGAAGACCUGCUGGCCAUCCGCAUGGCCUCCGUCAACCCUAUCCUUGACCCUUGGAUCUACAUCCUUCUCAGAAAGACGGUGGUCCUCAAGCUGAUGGAAAAAAUCAAGUUUCUGUUCUGCAAAAUGGGAAGGCGGGGACGGAGGAACGGCGGGCAGUUCCGCUGUGCUGACGGCCACCUCUCCUCCUCCAUCCUGUCUCGGGAUUCCCCGUCGCUGGUGUCACGUGAGCUGCAGGAGAUGGUUAACACCUCGCAGACCUUUCUGUACCCUUCCGGGGGAAACAGUGGGAGACUGGGGUCAUUUAAAGAAGGGGCACAGGGCAGCUCCAGUCCACCAGCUGAACAGAAAUUACAGGGCCCCCAGGAGGUGGAAGGACCUCAGACGGGGCUUCCACAGACUGAUUUAGAGGACACAGCGCCUGGCCGGCCACUGAAAGAACUUCCAAUGUGCUCCAACCCGGCACUACAAGUAACCUUCACAGAUGAGACCGCAAACAUACAGGAGAAGUGCAUAUAACCACUGAAAAUCAUCCAUCACUGUAAUUGGACUGUCUCAGAACAGAAGAUAGGAACUAAUGACGGCACUGCAAAGACGAUAAUGGAAAAGCGUCUGAAGACUGAAUAAUUAUCCAUCAAUCUGUAGAUAUCUAUGUGACAUAGUGGACAGAUAUUACUGGACUAAAUAUCCAUGAUCAAUGUAUUACUCCUCAAUUGUAGCUGACCACAAACACCAUAUCACUAAACACACUUCAGUACAAUCACAGCAGUUAUAUCCACAACACCAUAAAGAACAACAUGACAUUAUAGAGGAGCUCCUUUUGUCGCACUUUUCAAAUUCAAAAACCACUGCGAGGCUGUUAGUAGGCUGAUGUUUGUUUUGUAGCAUUAUGAAAAUCUGCGCAAUGGCAGUAAAGAAUUAAUGUUAAAAAAUGUGAACAGUGUUCCAUGAUGUUUAUUUAUUUUAAGUAUGAAAAUGUAUGCUAUUGUCUUCUCUGUGAGAAGGAAUCAGAUAGUGUGGAGCCAUUUUAAAUCGGUACAAGAUGAAAAUGUUCAUAGUUUUCUUUUUUUUAUUUUUAUUUUGGUACAUAGCAACAUUUGCAAGUAAUUUGGUCAUGCUGGUUGACAGAGCAGCUCUAACAUCAAAGCCAGAGUCAUACCAUCCCCUGCAUUUCAUAAUAAAAGGCAGCUAUAUUGUGGUUUCUCUACAGUACAAACCCUGGAGGAUGUUAGGAGGCCUCCUAAAGUAACGCCUUAAUAUAAACUUGUUAAUUUUGUCAAUUUACCCCACUACUUUGUAAGGAUUAAUCCAACACAAUCUGAUUUUACCUUAAUGUGCAAUGCCUCUAAUCUAAUCAGAUUUUAUAGGAGAAUCAAGAAUGCAAAUAAGACAUCACUGAGUUUAGGGGAUUUGUCUGUUCCUGAAAUAGAUAUCCUGGUUUAACACAGUAUCAGUGCUAUUGUUUCUAUAAAGAUGUAUCUAAAUAUCAAAACGUGUUCAUAUUACAAAGUUAAAGUUCUUUUUUGUUGUUGUUGCAACAGCCAGACUCAUUUAACACAAAAGGUUUACUCUCUUGUGAGCAAACUGCAUGUUGUACCAAAAUCAUGAAUAAACUGAAAAUAAAAGUUGGAAAAUAUUCACAUAAA